CAGAGAAAGAGAGAGAGAGCGCUUUACAGGCACGACCGCUCGUCUCUGGGAACGAAAGAGAGAAAAUGUCAUUUCACACUUAUGAGAGAGACUGUUUAUGAGGAGCAGCUUGUUGUUCAGUCUCCCCUUGACGUUUGAAGGACCACAGCAUCAACUUUGCGGGUGAUGCGGUGGGCUUCCGCGCGGCUCCGGGUUCAACAUCGCGUUUGUUCGCGCUUCACCGAUAUAACUUUCACACGGCGUUAAUAUACCGGACUGACGACAAACUAUUGUAGGUCAUUUUUUUUGGUUGGUGAUAAGGAAGACAUAUUUAGGUGGCUUUUGGAGUGGAGACGCACGGAUAUCCCGCACGUGUGGAGUACCAAAACUGAUCCACAGGAUUUAAAAGCAUGGACAUACCGAUGAAUGGAUGGUAACUACCUGGCCACUAUUGUACCAAGUACUUGUAGUAAAGUUUUUGAAAGCCAGAAUGGAUGUGAAAAGCAAGCGGUGUAAUACCGCGAAAAGUGACAUGCGGCGCGUGUAAGGCAACGCACCUUUCGGACUGAUCGUCAUGGAAACAUCGCGUUUCUCUCAAUUUCACUCGUUAUCAACGUACGGAGGUCGAGAUGCUGAACGGAUCCCUGAAAAGUUCACGCGCUGAGCUUUGACUUUACUUUUGCGGUGUUUGCGUAAGAAUGUAAUGCUUGUGAAUGAGACUCAUCCACACAUGAUUAUUAAAUAAAUACAGAUACAUUUCUCCUGACAAAUCUAUACAUUGACUGAGCUUGUAUUGUCGCACUUGCAUUUACAUUAUGGACAAGAACUGUAUUGCAUAUCAGAUGGAGUUGGCACUGUUGAUGGUCGUCCUGCUGUUUUGGGUCACCGUGUGUGCGGAUGACAGUAAGAUCAUAUCAGACCGGUAUGCGGUUUACUGGAACAGCACCAAUCCCAGAUUCAUGCACGGAGAAUACACGGUGGAGGUGGCCAUCAACGACUACCUAGACAUAUAUUGUCCGCACUACGAGGAUCCACUUCCUCAGGAGCGCAUGGAACGUUACAUACUGUACAUGGUCAACUACGAUGGCUACACCACCUGCAACCACCACAUGAAAGGCUUCAAGCGCUGGGAAUGCAAUCGCCCGAUGAGUCCGAACGGGCCUCUUAAGUUCUCCGAGAAGUUCCAGCUGUUUACUCCCUUUUCUUUGGGCUUCGAGUUUCGCCCAGGCCAUGAAUACUACUACAUCUCCUCACCACACCCCAACCUCGCUGGGAAACCAUGUUUGAAGUUAAAAGUGUACGUCAAACCUACGAAUGACUCCCUCUAUGAGUCUCCAGAGCCGUUCCUGACAGAUGACUCCAGUGGUGGCGGUUGCGCAUUAACACCCAGCCUGUGGCUCAUCCUUCCUUUGCUUCUGCUUCUGUGUCCUUCAUAGCAUUACAAUCCUCUUCUCCUGACCACGCCCAUCCAACAUGCCCCGCCCCACAUUACAUCAUAACAUCAUACUCUUCCCCUAUCAGUUCUGGACGCUAGCCAACAGACAUUGCUCCUCACCUGCCUUCUUGCACUGCUAAAUACGGAUUUCUCUCCGUCCUGCAACCCUGCAGGAUGUCCGCGAACCAACUUUUAUUGUAAACGCCCAAAUAUGGGCAGCAACGGCUGUGAGUAAAAGACAGAGAGCAUGUAAAGCGGCUGCAUUUCGUCCAGAUUCAACCGACCGCCACCUGUUAACCACCUACCUGAGCCAUCGCUGUCACCCGAGCUCAAGAUGUCCUAUUGUGAGUGCGUGAGCGUCCAUACAUGUGUUCGUGCUUGUCUGUGCGUGGGUGCGAGUACUCUGAUGUUUGCCUAUAAACAGAUGUACUGUACAGAGCGGUCACAGUCACAUACGAAAUUACUAGAAAAACUUGUUCCAUUACUCAUUGAAAGUAUAUCUGUGAAUCUGCCAAAGACACUAAGUACUUAAACUUUUUUAAUAAGAGGGGUGGGAAAUUGGUAUAUUGGCUUGGUAUAAGAUCACAUGUUAUCGUGGAACUAGAGUUUGGGAAUCAUGGGAGGGGAGGUGAUGUGACAACGACAAUGUAGAUUUUUUUAUCUUGUUUGUCAUACAAAAUACAAGAAUGUUGAGUAGAUGAAAAACAAUAGCUAAAAUUGCCUUUUUUUCACUGGUGCUUAAUCUGAAAUGAAUUUGUCUGUCUCGAACUGCAACAUGAAUCAUUAUUUUUGUAUCUUUUCCAGUGAAAGAUAGAUCAAUUUACUUUUAAGAGCAAACAUUGUGUUAGAUGAGUCGUUUAGGGAAUAUUUAUUUAAUUAAAUUUAUUUUCCUCAUAUUUUCUACAUUACCAUUGGCAUAUAGUUUAGGAAUCUAAAAAUUAAUUUGGUUAUGCCUAAAACUUAAAAAACAAUACACAAUAUUAUCUUGCGUUGGAAAAAAUUAUGUCAAAUUAACAUUAAAUUUUUUUACAAAUUAAGUUAAAUAAUUUUUAAAAGUUAGAUCAACUUAUCAGUUGAAAGUCAAAAUGUAAAAUAUUAGGUUGAAUUGACUUUUUUGUGAUUUUUACUUCUUGAGGAAAUUUAUCUUGUGUUAACAAUAUUUAAGUAUUGUUUUUUACUGGAAAACUAAACAAAAAUAUUGAUAAAAAAAAGGAUUUUUGCAGUGUAUACAGUGCCAAGUGGAAGAGGGAUGUCUGUCGAAUGUUUCGCGUUUCGGCUUUCUAACCUUAGUCCCGACCCGUGUUACUCCUUUGUAUUCGCCUCUCUCUUUCUCUGUCCUUUUUGAAUGUGGUCUUUUUCUAUGUGCUGCCCCGUCACACAUAGAUGUCCCACAUUUGCACUCUCUCCCUUUAUCUGUGCUGAGAAGGACCGCUGAUCUAGAGGCCUCGGGACCCUGUGACAUCACAGCCUUUGGCGUACAGACUGACGGGUCGAGGCCUUGCACUGCAAACAGACCGCUAUGAACAAGACUUUACAUAUAUAUAUGAGGGAUUUCAAAUCCACACAGCACUUCUGCUUUUGUGACAAUUUCAUUGAAAAAAUGACAAGGAAAGGGGAACCUAUACAGAUGUGGGAAUAUUUGUGCAUUGUUUUGUGACUGUGCAAGAAUAUAUGUCCUGAAGAUUUCAAGGAAAGUCGUCAUGGAUCGCCUAUAGGAGAACGACACUCGAAUAAUGUUUUUUUUUUAUGUUCGUUGGAAGUUUUAUAUUUUACUUAUUCCUGUGUUAUUUUUAACUUUACUUUACAAAAGAGCAGCAGAAAUUAUUCAUAUGUGAUAUGAAACUAUAAUGUAGACCCUUGAACUAUUAGAGCAAUGAUGGUACCAGUUCUGCAGUUAAACCAGUCUAGACAAGUCAGAUGUCGCUGUUGUUGUUGUUGUUGUUUCCCGCUUGUAUCACGAUGCAUUCUGGUACAUGUAGUCCUAAAAUAUUUUUUUUCUCCAAGUGUUACUAUGAAAUUAUUUUUAUUUGUUAAUCAUGUGAAUAAAACAUAUUUUGAGUUCCUAUAAAAUGUUCAGAUGCUCUGGCAAAGGACAACUACGAAAAAAAGAAACAAUGAAAUAAAGCUUUUUUGUUUACAA
This is a messenger RNA of Paramisgurnus dabryanus, 3554 nucleotides long. RefSeq names its product ephrin-A2b (gene efna2b). Gene Ontology annotation, molecular function: ephrin receptor binding. Gene Ontology annotation, cellular component: plasma membrane. Lineage: Eukaryota; Metazoa; Chordata; Actinopteri; Cypriniformes; Cobitidae. Gene Ontology annotation, biological process: ephrin receptor signaling pathway; osteoclast differentiation; axon guidance. The record is from RefSeq and is a predicted model, not a curated record.